AUGGUGUGCAACCCACUGGACAAAGAGCUUUGGCUGCCACAUCCUGUGGCAAGCCUGGCCUUGAAGCUCCUCCUGAUCAUUGCAAUUCUGCUGUUCCAGAAGUCCACAGUAAGUGAACAACUUAAGAGAUGCUGGGGUGAAUAUAUACGAGGAUAUUGCAGGAAAAUAUGCAAACUAAGUGAAAUACGUGAAGUACUAUGUGAGAAUGGGAGAUACUGUUGCCUCAAUAUCGUGGAAUUGGAAGCACAUAAAAAAAUUACAAAGCCACCUCGUCCAAAGCCAAGGACAUAUACAGUGACUUUCCCUCAAGAUUAUGAUAUAAACAUAGAAAAUUAUUCAAGACCCAAGGCAAACUCUACAUGAAUCAAGUACAAUUUUCUGUUCCUUUACUUCUCAACCUAUUCUAAUAAAGUAAGCUGAAGAGG
This is a messenger RNA of Leopardus geoffroyi (Geoffroy's cat), 425 nucleotides long. RefSeq names its product defensin beta 127 (gene DEFB127). Gene Ontology annotation, cellular component: extracellular region. The transcript has 2 exons. The coding region runs from base 1 to 363 and encodes 120 amino acids. Lineage: Eukaryota; Metazoa; Chordata; Mammalia; Carnivora; Felidae. The record is from RefSeq and is a predicted model, not a curated record. Gene Ontology annotation, biological process: innate immune response.